AUGGGCCAGAUUAGGAAGGGCGGUACAACGGAGGGACUUGGCGUUGGUGUUUUGGAACAUCAAAGAUGGACAGGGUUUUCGCGGAGGUCGCUCCUCAGAUAUCUCCACAACUACAGAUCGGGGAUCUUCCAAAAUCGAGAAGAUUGGUGCAUAUGGCUAGGUCUCUUCACCUUACAAUUUGUAUGGCACUUUGGCCCGGGGUUGUGGUGUGGUAGGGGAGAACGGGGGAUACUCCCACACAGGAGUUUCGAACAACGUCCGGUUCACGUUUGGCUGGAUAACUCCACCACCACACAGGGUAUGCGGUCGGCGAUGGGGUCAGAAUGCUCGUAUGAUCGAGGGCUUUUCGAUGGAUCUAUCGGCGGGUUCUUAUUCGAAAAAUCGAGCGAGUUCGUGGUGGAGCGGUUGGCAAACCCUAUUCAGUAUAUGCAGUUAAGAGAAGUAAGAGAGUUAAAAAAACUAGCAGAAUCAGUGAGCUUAAAGACACUCACUGAUAUUCUAUAA
Messenger RNA from Blastomyces dermatitidis ER-3, 504 nucleotides. RefSeq lists its product as uncharacterized. The coding region runs from base 1 to 504 and encodes 167 amino acids. NCBI's taxonomy places the organism in Eukaryota, Fungi, Ascomycota, Eurotiomycetes, Onygenales, Ajellomycetaceae. The transcript has a single exon. The record is from RefSeq and is a predicted model, not a curated record.